Molecule: messenger RNA, 339 nt
Organism: Rodentolepis nana
Lineage: Eukaryota; Metazoa; Platyhelminthes; Cestoda; Cyclophyllidea; Hymenolepididae
Source: the annotation of a GenBank genome assembly
AUGGAGGCAGAGGUGAUUCCUGAUAGGUUAAAGGAGGCUUUGGACGACCUCCUUUCAUUGGAUCCACUCCUGGACACUGGAUCUGAUUCAACACCAGUGUCUAUUCCUGCUGUAUCAUCGACACCUGAAAGCACAGGUCUUCCUGCAGGUCUGAAGCCGGCACCAGCAGAUGUGGUCGUUCGACCAGCGGUUGUGGUUCAGAAGAAGAAGGAAAAUGCUCUGGAUCAACUGGAUACCACUCUGGCAAGUCUCGCGUCGAGUUUGGGUGGUAGCUCUUCUAAUUGGGGAACUGGUACUACUUCCAAAGUAAGCAGGAAAUGCAUGAAGGCUGAGAAUUGA